This is a messenger RNA of Coprinopsis cinerea okayama7#130, 225 nucleotides long. RefSeq lists its product as hypothetical. The record is from RefSeq and is a predicted model, not a curated record. NCBI's taxonomy places the organism in Eukaryota, Fungi, Basidiomycota, Agaricomycetes, Agaricales, Psathyrellaceae. Bases 1 to 225 code for a protein of 74 amino acids. The transcript has 2 exons.
AUGUUGCACAUUGGCCAUGCUGUCGUAGUUUUGUCUGCAACUUUCUUCGCAGUGGCUGCCUACGCAGUUCUGCUCAGUGCGUUCAUUCCGAGUACAGACAUCCCUCUCCUUGACGCCCUCAAGGGUGACACCCACUACAAAUACUUUGUCAUCCUUUUGGUGCCAACAAGUGCCUACUUCGUGAUCGCCAAUUGGGUCGGAUGGCAAUACUACCAGAAUUCCUAA